Molecule: messenger RNA, 3198 nt
Organism: Periconia digitata
Lineage: Eukaryota; Fungi; Ascomycota; Dothideomycetes; Pleosporales; Periconiaceae
Source: the annotation of a GenBank genome assembly
GGAUUCGUCUCUCCGAGCAUCAUGCAUUCCCAUAAGUCAUCCAGCUUGCCCUUUGGCCAGGACAUCUCCCUCGACUCCAUCAGCGGUCCCACAUAUCUGACGGCUCAGACGCUGGUCCAACAGGUCGCCUACACCCUCUCCGACAAGGUCUUUGCGUACUCGGCCGAAUCCUUUGAUCUCGAUGUAGCCCUCAAGCAUUGGCAUGAAACCCGUAACAAGAAUGCUUUUGGCUACCCGACGGGCAUCACAUCGCUUGAGACCCGAACCGGCGCCGGCUCCAUCGCUCUAGGCUACAUUUUCUCCAAGGACUUUGACCUGAAGAAGAGACACAUUCCCCAAUCCAUUGUGGCUUCUGCUGCUACCCUUCGCUCUCUUCGCCCCGCCCUCGACCAGCUAUCACUACUCUACAACGUCGCGAACCCCCUUACCGUUCACGUUGCUGCCGUCGACUACAACUCUACCGGCCUUGUCACCGACUAUGUAUCUGCACUUACCCUCGCCGAAGAUCUGGGCCUCGGUUUGGUCUGCAGCCCCUCUGUAUUCGAGACUCAGCACAUGGCCCUGUUUGCCACGCUGCUCUCCAGUGUGCUCCCCACCAUCCACACGUACGAUGGCAUCAGCGUCGGUCGCGAGACCGCCCGAUUAGUGGACACACUCGACCAGGCUCGACUGUACAACAGCUACAAAGCGGUGCUCGAGGCAGUUUCCGAAGUGGACAAGAAGCAUUCGGAUCCUGCUGGUCGUGUCGUACGUCUACUCCAGGCUUUCAAUGACGAUUUUGGCGAGGACUACAAGUUAUUUGAUUACUACGGUCACGAGGAGCCUGAAAGCGUUUUGGUCGUCUUCGGUACCGUGGAGGCUUCUUUGACUGCUCAGGUCGCAACGGCGCUUUCAAAGGACGGUGACAAGCUCGGUGUGAUCAAUGUUCGCGUCUACCGUCCCUUUGUGGAAGAGGCUUUCCUCGAAGCCCUCCCCAAGAGCACGCGCAGUGUUGCAGUCCUUGGUCAAGUCGACGAUGAAGCUGCCGUCUUCGAUCCGGCCGAGUACUCCCGCCUCUACUCGGAUGUUCUCGCUGCUGUUCAAUUUGCCUUUGAUAGACAAAUCGAUGUCACCGAUAUCAAAUACUCGCGAGAGCAGGUCUGGACCCCCAGCAAUAUCCUAGAUGUGUUCCAGCAAGCCUACGGCGAAAAGACCCAAUCGGAGGAGGUGCGCUCCUAUGUCAACAUCUUGAACACAGCCGAUGUCAAGCAGUACACGUUCUGGGACUUGGAUGAGUCACCGGCUGCCACUGCCCCGGGCGCGCUUGGCAAGCUCUUCUCCUCCGACUCUGCCAAAAACGUCUUUGUACGUUCCGGCCAUGACAACCUCGUACAAGGCGGUGUCGUUCGCACUGACAUACGAAACGCCGAUUACACAAUCGAAGCCCCCUACUCGGUCGAGCAAGCUGAUGUCACAUUUAUCGGAAGCGAGUCUUUGCUCAGGGAAUUCGACAUCCUCAACAGUGUCAAGCCUGAUAGCUCCAUCAUCGUGAAACUGCCUGGUGUCAAGAACGAGGAUAUUGAAGCAAAACUCUCGCCUGCUUUGCGCAAAGUCAUCGUAGACAAGGAUGUAGAACUUUUUGUGUUGGACCCAAUCCUCUCCGAGACAGUGGCCCAGGACCCCACGCUCGAGUCAUAUCUAACACAGCUCGCUUUCCUCAAGAUCGCACGCGAGGACCUGCUGACGUCCGGACUGUCCAAACUCUCCGCCAUCAACGGCACACCUGAUGUGUUUGAGAAACUCGCUGGUGAGCUUGAUGCCACUCUGCGCGAGAUUGAGUGCCCCGUUGAGUGGGCUACCGUUGGGGAGGAUGUCGAGCCCAUCCGACUUCCGUCUGAUAUCAACAUCAACAGCUUUGCUGCCUUUGACCGUACUGAGAUUGAGCCACCAACCUACCUGAAAAAUUGGACUGUUGCUGCUAAAGGUCUUGCUUUCAAGGAGGCCUACGGCACUGAAAUUGCGCUGCGCCCCGAACUCGGCAUCAAGACCGCCGUUGUCCAUGUCAAAGAACGCCGCCGUCUGACGCCUCAGAAUUAUGACCGCAACAUCUUCCACAUCGAAUUCGAUCUCGGUGAUUCUGGCGUGACAUAUGCCAUCGGCGAGGCACUGGGUAUCCACGCCGAGAACGACAAGGCCGAAGUCGAAGAGUUCAUCAAAUGGUACGGUCUCAACCCGGAUGAGGUAGUUGAGGUACCUUCUCGCGAAGACCCCCAUGUGCUGGCGAAUCGCACCGUUUACCAGUCAUUGCUCCAAAAUGUGGAUAUCUUUGGUCGCCCACCCAAACGCUUCUAUGAAGCCCUCGCUGAGUUUGCUUCGGACGAGAAAGAAAAGAAGGAGCUGCUCACGCUGGCUGGACCCGAAGGAGCCACUGAAUUUAAGCGUCGUGGCGAAGUUGACACUGUCACAUAUGCCGACAUCCUCCUUGAAUUCCCCUCGGCUCACCCCUCCUUCCACGACAUCGUGCGCAUCGUCUCACCUAUGAAGCGCCGAGAGUACUCUAUUGCCUCGUCGCAGCAUGUCACUCCGACCUCCGUGUCCCUUCUCAUUGUCACUGUCAACUGGGUCGACCCGCGAAAACGCGACCGCUUCGGCCAGGCUACGCGCUACCUCAACUCGCUCGCUCCCGGUACGCCCGUCACUGUAUCUGUCAAGCCCUCUGUUAUGAAACUGCCACCCAAAACUACAGCGCCAAUCAUUAUGGCAGGUCUCGGAACCGGUCUCGCGCCCUUCCGCGCUUUUGUCCAAGAGCGCGCUUAUCAGAAGCAGCAGGGACAUGAGAUCGGCGCCGUACUGCUGUACAUGGGAUCCCGCCACCAGCGCGAAGAGUACCUCUAUGGUGAAGAGUGGGAAGCCUACCAGGAUGCUGGCAUCAUCACCCUCCUCGGUCGUGCCUUUUCUCGUGACCAGCCGCAAAAAAUUUACAUUCAGGACCGCAUGCGGCAGACCCUUACCGACAUCCGCUCCGCCUAUCUCAAGGAGGAAGGCAGUUUCUACCUCUGCGGUCCCACCUGGCCUGUUCCCGACGUCACGGAAGUCCUUCAGGAGGCGAUUGAGACAGAGCAUAGAGUCGUCAACGGUGCUGACGCGAAGAAGGUGGAUUCGAGAAGGGCCAUUGAGACGUUGAAGGAUGAGGGACGGUAUGUUUUGGAGGUUUACUAG